Schistocerca serialis cubense is the source of this 996-nucleotide messenger RNA. Its product is annotated as MORN repeat-containing protein 3-like. Bases 1 to 996 code for a protein of 331 amino acids. The transcript has 6 exons. NCBI's taxonomy places the organism in Eukaryota, Metazoa, Arthropoda, Insecta, Orthoptera, Acrididae. The record is from RefSeq and is a predicted model, not a curated record.
AUGGAGGCAUCAUUGUUAAUGAUUUCUAGACUGUCAUUACCCGAUUAUGCAUCUUCUUUAGGAAUUGGUGCAAUCAUGUUUGUGGACAGAAUGGAUGUUUCAGUUGCUACUCUAGUUACAAGUGGAAUGCCAUUUUUAAAAAGCACGGAGAAGAAACUCUCUGUUAGUCAACGACGGGAAAUCGCGUCAUACAAAAAUGGUCUUCGCUGUAAAAUUUUUAAUAUUUCCGGCAACACUUACAAGGGAGAGUGGAAGAAUAACAAGAGACACGGCAAAGGAAUAUUCUUAGAGACAUCGGGGAAACGAUACGAGGGCGAUUGGGAGCAUGGACUUCGACAUGGAUAUGGUAUCCAGAGCCAUAUGGAACCCCAUUGCUUACACGCAAUAGAGUACACUGGCGAAUGGUACGAAGGAAAACGACAGGGUCAGGGAAUAAGUUAUUAUGCUGAUGGGAGCUAUUAUGAUGGUGCUUGGUUAGACAACAAACGCCAUGGCCAUGGGCGUAUGUGGUUUGCCGAUGGAACAUUCUAUGAAGGCGAAUGGAAAAAUGACCAAUUUCAUGGCCUUGGACUUUAUGCCUAUGCCAAUGGAAAUCGCUAUGAAGGAGAAUGGAAAUGUGGUCUUAAGAAUGGAUGUGGUCGAUACUAUCAUUUGGACAGUGGACAGUUGCAAGAAGGAGUGUGGGUUAAUGGAAACUGUUCCUGUAGUACCAUGACCGAUAUAUACUAUCGGCAAGCAGCUAAGGAUCCAACACAGUAUCCCAUUCCAGAGGCUGCAGAGAAGAAGCAAGAACGCAACGCCACGAGAGUCACUGACCUGCAUCAGGCAGGCAUUUCAACGUCCCUCAAUGCCACAAUGGAUCCAAAUGAAAGCGUGAAGCUUCUCACUGGCUUAAUGCCAACUGCUACCAUGUGUUCCAAGCCAACAGAAGAACGUCCUGGGCCUGCCAGGAGGAAAAAGACGAACGAGACAACUCUGAACUCGUCAGCUAUCUAA